UGAGCGCCCCCGACCUGUCUCUACUUCCAGAUCGAAGAUGGCGGUCUCGGUGUUCCCCGGCGUGCGGCUCCUCUCCAUCGGAGACGCGAACGGAGACAUACAGCGACACUCAGAGCAGCAGCCGCUGCGGCUAGAAGUCAAGAGCACGCACGAUGCCGCUCUCAUCAAUCUCUCCAAUGGAGAGGAGGAGAGUGUGUUCAAGUGUUCGAUUUCCAGGGAGACUGAGUGCAGCCGCGUGGGGAAGCAGUCGUUCAUCAUCACACUGGGAUGCAACAGCGUCCUGCUGCAGUUCUCCUCGCCUGCAGACUUUCAGUCCUUUUAUAACCUCCUGAAGAACAGUCGUGGGCACGUCAAUGAGCGCUCCACCUUCACCGACAGAACGGAGGACUCCUCUGCUGUACAGUACUUCCAGUUUUAUGGCUACCUCUCCCAGCAACAGAACAUGAUGCAGGACUACGUCCGGACAGGGACUUACCAACGGGCUAUUCUGCAGAACCACAUGGACUUCAAGGAUAAGGUGGUGCUGGAUGUGGGCUGCGGCUCAGGGAUCCUCUCCUUCUUCGCGGCCCAAGCUGGAGCCAGGAAGGUCUACGCUGUGGAGGCCAGCACCAUGGCACAGCACGCCGAGGUGCUGGUGAACAGCAACCGCCUGGGGGAUUGCGUGAUCGUCAUCCCGGGGAAGGUGGAGGAGGUGACGCUCCCCGAGCAGGUGGACAUCAUCAUCUCGGAGCCCAUGGGCUACAUGCUGUUCAACGAGCGCAUGCUGGAGAGCUACCUGCACGCCAAGAAGUUCCUCAAGCCCAACGGUAAAAUGUUCCCCACCCUCGGUGACGUCCACCUGGCCCCCUUCACAGACGAGCAGCUCUACAUGGAGCAGUUCACCAAGGCCAACUUCUGGUACCAGCCCUCCUUCCACGGGGUCGACCUCUCUGCCCUGAGGGGCGCAGCAGUGGACGAGUAUUUCCGCCAGCCAAUUGUGGACACAUUUGAUAUCCGUAUUCUGAUGGCCAAGUCGGUCAAAUACACAGUGAACUUCCUGGAGGCCAAAGAAGAUGAUCUCUACAGGAUAGAGAUUCCCUUUAAGUUCCACAUGAUGCAUUCAGGCCUGGUGCACGGCCUGGCGUUCUGGUUUGACGUGGCGUUCGUGGGAUCAUCGGUGACCGUGUGGCUGUCCACGGCGCCCACGGAGCCCCUCACCCACUGGUACCAGGUGCGCUGUCUGCUGCAGUCGCCCCUCUUCACCAAGGCCGGGGACACGCUGUCCGGCACCGCCCUGCUGCUGGCCAACAAGAGACAAAGCUACGACAUCAGCAUCGUGGCCCAGGUGGACCAGACGGGGUCAAAGUCCAGCAACCUCCUGGACUUGAAGAACCCCUUCUUCAGGUACACCGGCACCACCCCCAACCCCCCACCGGGCUCACACUACACCUCCCCGUCCGAGAACAUGUGGAACACGUCCUACAACAUGAAUCAGGGGAUGGCUGUAUCAGGGAUGCCUGCAGCUUAUGACCUCAGCACAGUCAUUGGCGGCGGCGGCGGCGACCUGGCUGUGUCUCACAACAACCUCAUCCCCCUGGGUACGCACUGCACUCCCCCCGACUUCCCCACAUCUCACGUGAACCCCGGAAUUGUAAACCACACCCACUCCAGGAUGGGCUCCAUCAUGAGCACAGGCGUUGUCCCGGGAGCCACCACCGGCCAGUCGGGCAGCAGCGGCUCUUACUACCCAGUCACCAACCAGUUCACCAUGGGGGGCGCCGCCAUCUCCAUGGCCUCGCCGAUUGUCAUCCCCAGCAACACCAUGCAUUACGGCAGUUAAGGCGAGGACCCCACGGAGACCUCUUCGACCGCCCCGCCCCCGCAUGACAAGAGACCCCCGCCCCGGCCGACGCGCCGACCGCCGCCAAAACCAAGAUACCAAAACCAGUGCUGUGCUGGCACUGCCCCCCCCUCCUCCUCCUCCCCCCCUCCUCCUCCUCCUCCUCCUCUUCCUCCUCCUCCUCUGUUCAGUCCAUCACUAUAUGAACGGUCGAACGCUCUCGUAUCCGUCCAGACUCUUUUUGUCUCGCCAACAGACGAGCCCCCCCCCCCUGGAACCGUUGGGGACGCCACCUUGUGCCCAGCUGGGAUUCACAGCCGUUAGUAUCUAGCCCCCCCCCCCUCCUCCUCCUGUCAACUUGUAUCUCCCCACCCCCCCUUUAUCAUCUUUUGUAAUGUUUUUUUUUGGUGGUUUCUUUUAGGUGUCAUAAUGCCCCGCCCCCUUUUGACCCCGAGACUCAACUACCCAGAAGCCUCCUUGAGUUCCCGCAUCUACAGUACAGCUUUUUGUUUGAUUGGGCCAUUGUUAUCAUCAUCAUCAUCAUCAGUACUCGUCUCUGGGCUGUAGGCCCCCCCACUCACCAUGCUAUGCAGUGUCGGGUGUUGAGUGGCGCUCUCAGACCUCUGAAGCCUGAGCCCCCGGAAGAGUCUGGAACAUGUGCUUCUUCUAUUUCUGUGACUCGGACAAACGGACUCAUGAGCCGCCGCGAGGUUCCAGAAGAACGGACACGAGGCGCCGCCGUCGUCUCGUUAGCCGGGGAGUCUUUGGUUCCGGUCCUCUCCGCCAACAGCCGGCUUCCACCUUAACAUGGGCUCCAGGUCGCCACUCGGGGGGGCGGGGCGUCAGGGAGGUCGCAUGGCGUUUAAAAGGGAAGGGUGUGUAGCCGGUCUGAAAGGCCACGCAAGAGCGCCCGAGUCGGACACAGAGGGGGAAGAAGAAGAAGAGGAAGAAGAGGCCCGCUGUGAGAGAAUCCACGCGGUGGCAUGGACGUCUCAGUUCAAGCUCGAGCCAUAAAGCUGCUGCUCUUCACCACAAACACUAGUUUUUGUUGUUUUCAUCCGAGUGCACAUAUCAGCAGUCAUGGGGGGGGGGUCUGAGAAGGAACCGGUGAGGACCGACGAGCCCCACGUGGCGGCCGGCCGGCCGCCGGAUGAGUGACACCGUUCUGGAUUGGCAGCUUCCCAGUUUACGCCGCCCCUCCUCCUCCUCCUCAGCCUCUAUCGGGCUGAAGAGACUUCAACGUCGAGGCGUGGGAGACGGGGGCCAAUCCUGUGCCUCCCCCCGAUGACCUCUGACAUAUCACAACCCCCCCCCCCCCCCCGAUCUAUCAGUCACGGACAGAAGACUGACACACAUAUGCAUCGCUUCCAGUGUCGCAAACCAUCAGACUUGAGUUAGAAAAGUUGUGAGAGAUCUGAGAGAACGUUUCUUUGUAGGAUUAACCUUUUUUUUUUUUUUUAUCUUAUAUUAUGUUUUUCCGGAUUUUUUUUCUUUUUUCACAAAAACAAACUAUGAAAAAAAAAUUUAAAUUAAAUGUGGCGGAGAUGUUCCAAAACCAUCCUGGAAUCAGUUGUAGUGCUUUUUAAUUUGUGGAGUAGACGAGAUGUACACUAGCCUGUAGCCACCGUGUCCCCUGGUGUUGUUGAUGUUGAUGAACUGUUUGCUCUGUAGUCCAAAAGUGGCAUUCGCUUUUCUUUUUUUAUCAUGGAAAAGUGUGAGGAA
Pseudoliparis swirei is the source of this 3541-nucleotide messenger RNA. RefSeq names its product coactivator-associated arginine methyltransferase 1 (gene carm1). The transcript is spliced from 16 exons. The record is from RefSeq and is a predicted model, not a curated record. NCBI's taxonomy places the organism in Eukaryota, Metazoa, Chordata, Actinopteri, Perciformes, Liparidae. Gene Ontology annotation, molecular function: protein-arginine N-methyltransferase activity. Bases 38 to 1819 code for a protein of 593 amino acids. Gene Ontology annotation, biological process: peptidyl-arginine methylation.